Erinaceus europaeus (western European hedgehog) is the source of this 743-nucleotide messenger RNA. Its product is annotated as UL16-binding protein 1-like. Gene Ontology annotation, biological process: positive regulation of T cell mediated cytotoxicity; immune response; antigen processing and presentation of endogenous peptide antigen via MHC class Ib. NCBI's taxonomy places the organism in Eukaryota, Metazoa, Chordata, Mammalia, Eulipotyphla, Erinaceidae. Gene Ontology annotation, cellular component: external side of plasma membrane. The record is from RefSeq and is a predicted model, not a curated record.
AUGCCUGUGGUCACUACUCCUAAUGCCAACCCUCUCUUGUGUCUUUCCUGCACAGCUGGUCAUUGUCUUCACUAUAACUUCACCAUCACUCCCAAGAACAGACCUGGACACCCAUGGUGUGAAGUUCAAGGCCAGAUGGGUGAAGAGAUUUUUCUUUCCUACCACUGUGGUGAUAAGCGAGUCAUACCUGUCGGUCCUCUAGGGAUGAAAUUGAGUUCCACGGAGGUCUGGGAGAGACAGAGAGAAACUCUGAAAGACCUGGUAGAGGAGCUCAAAAAGGCAUUGCUUGACAUUAAGCCAGAGAUGUCCACAUCAAGAGACCCUUUUUCCCUGCAGGGCACAAUGAUGUGUCAGUGUGGAGCCAACAGACGCACCCACGGAUCCUGGCAGUUUGGAUUUGAUGGACAGACAUUCCUCCUCAUUGACUCAGAGAACAGAAACUGGACAGCAGUUCAUCCUGAAGGCAAAAUGAUGAAAGAGAAGUGGGGGAAGGAUAGAGGCAUCACAGAGUUCCUUAAGAAACUCUCCAUAGGAGACUGCAAAAGCUGGCUUGAGAAGUGGGGACACUGGGAGAAAUUAGUGAAGCCAACAGGUAAAUGAGAGAAAUCAAUGAACAAUAAGUUAAUAUACAGAGAGAGAUGUUUCAAACUCUCUCCCACCUGUAUAAUUAUUCCCUGGAGUUGUGGUACAUCUGGGCAUUUCUCCUGUUUUCAUUGCACUCUUAGGUCACUGAUAAAACCUAA